GGCCGAGGGGGGCGCCGCGGCGCCGGGCGGCAGGUUGGUUUGUCCCUCCAGGAAAGCUGCAGGCUGGGGACUAGGACUUUGGACCAUGUCGUCAGCGGGCCACUCUCCUUGUGUGUCCUUUCGGCAGAGUGUGAAUUGAUUUUGGCCCAGUGGUGCUGCCAGCUCCACAGGGUGAUGCAACCUGGUCUGUGGGAGCAAGCUUCUGUGGCUGACUUCUGGCAAUUACAAUUUACUGGUUUUGGUGGAGAAAGACCCGAGUAACAUUGAUGAGAAGAGCUACAGACUUCUGUACCCAUGAUCUUGAAUAUCAUAAAGAUCCCAAUUACCUGCAGUAAUAUUGCUCUAUACUAUAAAGCUUUAAUAUUCUGUCUCUGGUCUUAUUCCCAGGUCAAGAAUGAAUUCCAAGAAAUUUUUAAAACUCUUUCAUCAAUCUAAUCUUUAGUUGACUUAGCCUUGGAAAAAUUCAUUGGAUCUUCAAUAGAUGAAACAGUAACUGACACUUUUAAGACCUCUGACCAUCAAAAAGUAUUAGGGAUGAAAAUCUAAGAUACAUUCCUACCACUUUAAGAAGUUUUGGUGUGAGCAAACAGUCUAACAGAUCAGCUUUUUUCUUUGAUCAUCAAGGUGCUAACCCAGCUGAGGAAAAUACCUUUAUAGCAGUGUUUUUACAUGUGUCUCACCUAUUAAUGGGACAGGAAAUAAAAUCUGUGAGUCACAAUGAACGUUCUUUUAAAAGAGUAAACUAUAAAACAUCAGAGUAUUUUAUGCCAGUCUUUUGCCAGAAUCUUGCAUAUUGCAAGGAAUGCUAAGGUCAAUUUUAUUACGUGAGAAAUAUAAUUGAUGGAGGGAAUUUCGAAUAUGUAUUGAUUACAAAACGUUCAGUGAUUUGAUCACUGGAGUCUGGUUUUUAUUAUAACAAGGAUGAGGUGCAGUCUAGUUUUAUUUCACAUUUGCAACUAAAUGUGAAGUCUGAGGUAUUCAACUGUGAUUUGGUUACAAACUGCAUUUUUUAAAAAAAGAUGUUAUCUAGGUUAUAUGUACUUUUGAGUCAAUGGCAAUUAUAAAACCUUACUUCAUUGCAUUCUAAUAAGCUGGUACAGAUUACCUUUAAAAUGGAUCCUUUCUUUAAUAAAAAAAAGAGGAAUAAUGAAGUGAAAUAUGCAGAAGCAUGUUCAUGUGCAACCGUUGGAUCUGGAAGUGUGCCUGAUGAAAAUAGUGAGAAAAAUAUUGGCUCUAAUAUGCAAAUGUCGACUUCAUUUGAGCCACAUUUCAAGAAGAAAAAGGAAAACAUAAGACGUUAUAAUGAAGAUUAUUUAAAAUAUGGUUUUAUCAAAUGUGAGAAACCCUUUGAAAAUGACAGACCUCAGUGUCUUAUUUGUAAUAAUGUUCUUGCAAAUGAAAGCUUAAAACCUUCAAAAUUGAAAAGGCACUUAGAAACCCAGCAUGCUGAACUUAUUGAUAAGCCUCUUGAAUAUUUUCAAAGAAAGAAGAAAGACAUAAAGUUAGUAACACAGUUUGUUAGCUGUUCGCCUGCUGUUAGUGAGAAUGCCUUAUUAUCAUCAUAUUUAGUGGCGUACCGUGUGGCAAAAGAGAAAAUAGCUCACACCACUACUGAAAAGAUCAUUCUUCCAGCAUGUUUGGAUAUGGUACGCACAAUCUUUGAUGAUAAAUCGGCUGAUAAAUUAAAAACCAUACCUAGUGAUAGCACAGUAUCUCUCCGAAUUUGUACUAUUGCUGAACAUUUGGAAACAAUGCUUAUCACUCGGUUGCAGUCUGGUAUAGACUUUGCCAUCCAGCUUGAUGAAAGCACUGAUGUUGGAAGCUGCUUAACACUUUUAGUUUAUGUCAGAUACGCAUGGCAAGAUGAUUUUAUGGAGGAUUUUUUGUGUUGUUUAAAUUUGACCUCACACCUAAGUGGAUUGGACAUUUUUGUGGAAUUAGAAAAAUACGUUGUGGGCCAGUAUAAGCUAAGCUGGAAAAACUGCAGAGGAAUAACAAGUGAUGGCACGGCAAGCAUAACUGGAAAACAGAGCCGAGUAAUUAAGAAGUUGCUCGAAGUCACUAACAGUGGUGCUAUGUGGAAUCAUUGCUUUAUACAUCGUGAAGCUUUAGUGUCCAGAGAGAUUCCACCAAAGCUCAUGGAAGUAUUGAAAAAUGCAGUGAAAGUUGUUAAUUUUAUUAAAGGAAGCUCACUGAAUAGCCAACUACUUGAAACAUUCUGCUCGGAGAUUGGAACGAGUCAUACCCACUUACUGUAUCAUACCAAAGAUCGGUGGUUAUCUCAUGGCAAAAUACUAAGCAGGGUUUAUGAACUCAGAAAAGAGAUACACAUUUUUCUCAUUGAAAAAAAAUCUCAUUUGGCAAGUAUUUUUGAAGAUGACAUUUGUGUCACGAAAUUGGCAUACUUAACUGAUAUUUUUGGCAUUCUUAAUGAACUGAGUUUAAAGCUACAGGGGAAAAAUAAUGAUAUAUUUCAACACAUAGAACGUAUCCAAGGAUUCCGGAAGACAUUAUUGCUCUGGCAAGCGAGGCUUAAAAGCGGCCGUCCUAGUUACUACAUGUUUCCAAGGUUUCUGCAACACAUUGAAGAGAAUAUUAUUAAUGAAAAUAUUUUGAAUGAAAUAAAAUUAGAGAUACUGUUGCAUCUCACUUCUCUGUCUCAAACGUUUAAUCAUUUCUUUCCAGAGGAGAAAAUUGAAACAUUAAGGGAAAACUGUUGGGUAAAAGAUCCCUUUGCUUUUCGAAACCCAGAAUCAGUAAUUGAGUUAAACUUGGUGCCUGAAGAAGAGAAUGAAUUAUUGCAGCUUAGUUCUUCAUAUACAUUGAAGAAUGAUUAUGAAACAUUAAAUUUAUCUGCAUUUUGGAUUAAGAUAAAGGAAGAUUUUCCUUUGCUAAGUCAAAAGAGUGUCCUCUUGUUAUUACCAUUCACAACAACUAGUUUGUGUGAGCUAGGGUUUUCAGUUUUAACCCAGUUAAAAACAAAGGAAAGAAAUGGAUUAAAUGGUGCAGCAGAUAUGCGGGUAGCAUUGUCUUCCUGUGCUCCUGACUGGAACGAACUUGUGAACAGACAAGAACAUCAUUCCUUUAAAUCAGUCUGACUUGGUGUUUGAUUUUAUUAUAACUUAUUUUGUGAUAAUUUUCUGUUCUAUUUAAGUUGUUCAUAUCACAUUUUGUAUGAAUGUUUUGCUUUGUGUUGUAUUUAAACACAGAUAAUGUAAUUUGUUUAUUGAAUAAAAAUUUAAUGAACUAUCA
Molecule: messenger RNA, 3252 nt
Organism: Sorex fumeus (smoky shrew)
Lineage: Eukaryota; Metazoa; Chordata; Mammalia; Eulipotyphla; Soricidae
Gene: ZBED11
Product: family with sequence similarity 200 member B
Exons: 3
Coding region: 1113-3098 (661 amino acids)
Source: RefSeq, a predicted model, not a curated record